CCACUGACACGACUCAAGAGCCAAAUAAAUGCAUGGAGAUGUUUCCAUGCUUAGGCUUAGUCUUAGGAUCUCCAAAGACAAAUUCCCUCUUUUGUUUUAUUAACCAUUCCAAUUUUGAAACCUGAUUAUUAUGGUCCCAAUUUAUAGCUGUUACAUUCCUAAUUCAUAUUCCCAUGCCACAAUACACAAAACCUUCAACUUCACUGAACACGGUUUUAUCAUAACCAUACAAAUUCAAUUGUAAAUCAAAUUAGGCAAAACAAAAAAACAAAACAAAAAAGAAAGAAAGAAAGAGACCCUUUUAGUAUUUCCUAAUUUUUGUCAACGUGUCAUUCCUUAUAACUGCAAUACACAAAUUACAGCAAAACACCAUUUUCAUUUCUUCAUACACCUUGUGUGCGUCUGAAAAACAAUGGCUGAAAACCUCAACUGUGACAUGGCCCAAAACACCAUCAAUUACCCUCAUUGGUAUUCAUCAAAAACUGGAAUUUACAAUAGUACACACUCUCGUUUGAAUCUUCCAACAGACCCUUUUCUCGACAUUGUUUCCUUCAUUUUUUCUCACCCUCAUGAUGGGGUUUUAGCCCUUAUUGAUUCCUCAUCUGGGUCUUCCAUUUCUUACUCAAAGUUGUUACCUUUAAUCAAAUCCAUGGCUUCUGGUCUUCACAAAAUGGGUGUUUCACAAGGUGAUGUCGUUUUGCUUCUACUUCCAAACUCAAUUUACUAUCCUAUUGUACUAUUGAGUGUUCUAUAUCUGGGUGCUGUUAUUACACCACUGAAUCCUCUUAGUAGUGUUCGAGAAAUUCGUAAGCAGGUUAGUGAGUGUAGUGUGAGUUUGGCUUUUACAGUACCUGAAAAUGUUAAGAAACUAGAAACAAUAAGCAUUCCCAUUAUUGCUGUGCCAGAAAAUGAAAAGGAUUUGAAGAAUGAUUGUUUUUCGUGUUUUUUUAACCUGAUUUAUGGUAACUUUGAUUUGCCUCAAAAGCCUGUUAUUAAACAAGAAGACACUGCUGGUAUAUUGUAUUCUUCUGGGACUACAGGUGUGAGUAAAGGAGUUGUUUUAACUCAUAAAAAUCUUAUUGCUAUGGUUGAACUUUUUGUGAGAUUUGAAGCUUCUCAAUAUGAAUACUCUAGUUUGAACAAUGUGUAUCUAGCUGCUUUGCCAAUGUUUCAUGUAUAUGGUUUGUCGCUUUUUGCUGCGGGAUUGUUGUCGUUGGGUUCUACAAUCAUUGUAAUGAGGAAAUUUGACAUUGACAAAGUUAUUAGGGUGAUUGAUAAAUAUAAUGUUACACACUUUGCUGUUGUUCCACCAAUGGUGUCGGCAUUGACAGCGAAAGCUAAAGAUGUUAAUGGAAGUAAGUUGCAGAGUUUGAGACAGGUUUCCUGCGGUGCAGCGUCUUUGAGCGCAGGAAUUAUCAACGAUUUUGUCCAAGCUUUUCCAAAUGUUGAUUUUAUACAGGGUUAUGGAAUGACUGAAUCGACGGCAGUAGGAACACGCGGCUUCAAUACGGAAAAGUUUCGCAACUGUUCUUCAAUAGGGUUGUUAGCUCCAAACAUGGAGGCAAAAGUGGUAGAUUUUAAUUCUGGUGAAUUUUUGCCUCCAGGUAGCAGCGGUGAGCUUUGGUUGAGAGGGCCUUCAAUUAUGAGAGGAUACUUGAAUAAUGAGGAAGCUACAAUGUCGACAAUUGAUGAAGAUGGUUGGCUACAUACUGGAGAUAUUGUUUAUUUUGAUCAGAAUGGAUAUUUAUAUUUGUCUGACCGCUUAAAAGACAUUAUCAAAUUCAAGGGCUUUCAGAUUGCUCCUGCUGAUUUAGAAGCUCUGUUAAUUUUGCAUCCUGAAAUAGUUGAUGUUGCUGUUACAGGUGCCAAGGAUGAAGAAACUGGAGAGAUUCCAGUGGCAUUUGUAGUAAAAAAGGCUGGAAGCGUACUUUCUUCGAAGCAUGUUAUCGAUUACAUUGCUGAGCAGGUUGCUCCAUACAAGAAGGUUAGGAAAGUGGUCUUCACCGACAAGAUACCGAGGUCUCCGACGGGGAAGAUCCUCCGAAAGCAACUCACGAAUUGCUUAUCUUCUAAAUCUAAACUCUGAGGCAUUUUUUAGGCCUAUAUAGUGCGAACUGAAAAAUUGCCUAAGAGGAUACAUAGUGGGUUGUCAUAACAUGAAAGUGGUCGACUAUGGUUGUUUAAGUACUUGCAUCAUGAGUACUAUUGAAGGAAUGUAGAACAUUGUGUCCUAAGAUUAAGUUACCAAAAUUCCUAUGAUGCACAUCUUUUUAUGUAAUUGUGAAUAACAGGAACUAGAAGUCCAAAAACCAGAAAAAGAAAAAAACUAUCAAUUACUCUGUCCUGUUCAAUACACCUAAUCUCUUAUAGUAAGAGAUCCUUGUAAGUGCAAUUG
Messenger RNA from Cicer arietinum (chickpea), 2395 nucleotides. RefSeq names its product 4-coumarate--CoA ligase-like 6. Lineage: Eukaryota; Viridiplantae; Streptophyta; Magnoliopsida; Fabales; Fabaceae. Gene Ontology annotation, biological process: ubiquinone biosynthetic process. Gene Ontology annotation, molecular function: CoA-ligase activity. Gene Ontology annotation, cellular component: peroxisome. The record is from RefSeq and is a predicted model, not a curated record.